CCUUUAUUUUCACCUAAUGUUGGACACGGAUACGAUCCAGAUAAUGUGCACUGACGUUUUCACACUACAACUUUUACACACGGUGUCGAUCUGGAUAUGGCGCUUUAUCCGUGUCGAAACCAACCCUACCCUGCCUGCUGGAGUGGUGGCGCCAUACGGAAACUUUUCCCAACUCGGUGGUGGCUUGGUAGUUCGGCGAGUAGGCUGGUGGUGUACAGCGCUUGGUGGUCGAGUGACCAAAAGAUAAAGCGUUGAGCGUUAUUGAGAAGUCAAAAACGUGCGAUGCGGCAGAAAAACAACACGAUGCUUUGAAGUAUUUAGUGGAGGCUUUGGUGUCAGUUAACGAUAUACAAGAGAGAGAGGAAUGUCUCGAAAGGAUUCUUGAGACAGUCCAGAAACAACCCUUGACAUCAUCACUUGUAUCCAUGGAGAUUCUGAAAGCAGCAGUGGAUGAAUGUAACGAGGGUGAAAAGGAAGAGAACGAGAGGGCGUUUGCCGUCAUUGACGCUUUCUCCAUUCCAAGGUUUACCUACAAUCAAGACAGGAAAAAAUUCAUCAAGAAUGAAUCGGUGCCCUGUAUACAUGCUGAUGCCCAGGCCAAAGCAGACUUAUUCCGAGAUCGUUACAGUCUUCUACUUCAGAGAACAUCUCGGCACAGCCUCUUCACUCCUCCGAUACCUGGGGCUGCAACAGACCCGUCCAUCAGGAAGUUUCAGCUGAAAUCAGUGGAGUUUCUACUUGGAAGCACUGCCAAGCUUGGUGAAAUCAUCGUAUUGGGCAUGCUCACUCAACUCAAAGAGGGCAAGUUCUUCUUGGAAGAUCCAACAGGAGCAGUGCAGCUUGACCUCAGUGAGGCACAGUUCCACACAGGUCUGUUUACAGAGAACUGUUUUGUGUUAGCGGAGGGCUGGUAUGAGGAUAAAGUAUUCCACAUCAACGCAUUCGGUUUUCCUCCACCUGAACUGGCUGAAUCCACAAGAAGCUACUUCGGUAGCAUGAACUUCUUUGGUGGGCCGUCUCCAACCUGUGCCAAGGCAUCCACCAAGCUCCAAGCAAUCGAGAAAGACAAUGAAGAGGCCAUGUUUGUCUUUCUGUCUGACAUUUGGCUUGACCAACUCAAAGUCCGAGAGAAGUUAAACGUUCUCUUUAGCGGCUAUGCAGAGAUGCCUCCGACCUGUUUUGUUUUCUGUGGGAAUUUUACAUCUAAGCCCUAUGGAAGCAGUCAUGUUAAAACACUCAAAGACUCUUUCCAGGCUCUUGCUGAAAUGUUAUCUGAGUAUCCCAGCCUGCUAGAGGGCAGCAAAUUCCUCUUUGUACCUGGCCCUCAAGACCCAGGACCAGGAGCCAUUCUGCCUAGGCCUCCCAUACCAGCUGUUAUUACUGAGGAGAUACGACGACGGGUUCCAUCAGCGAUAUUCACAACAAACCCAUGCAGGAUACAGUAUUGUACUCAAGAGAUUGUGGUAUUCCGAGAGGACAUUGUAAUGAAGAUGUGCAGGAACUGCAUCCGAUUCCCGGACAAUAGCUCAGAGAUUCCCAACCAUUUUGUUAAGACGGUAGUUUGCCAGUCCCAUCUCUGCCCUCUUCCUCUACAUGCCUCACCAAUCUACUGGUCCUAUGACAAUGCCAUGAGGUUGUAUCCAUUACCUGACUUAGUUGUCUUUGGUGAUAAGUACGACCCAUUUACCAUCAGUAAUGCCAACUGCAAAUGCACCAAUACGGGCUCAUUCUCAAAGAGUGGUUAUGGCUUCAAAGUUUACUACCCUCACACAAAGGAAAUUGAAGACAGCAAAAUUGAAGAUGAAUGAAAAACCUGACAAGCCCAGAGCAGCGUGUGGACUGCAAAUUGACUCCAAGUCAAUAGAUGGCAAAAU
Molecule: messenger RNA, 1874 nt
Organism: Asterias rubens (European starfish)
Lineage: Eukaryota; Metazoa; Echinodermata; Asteroidea; Forcipulatida; Asteriidae
Product: DNA polymerase epsilon subunit 2-like
Exons: 15
Coding region: 426-1808 (460 amino acids)
Biological process (GO): error-prone translesion synthesis; DNA-templated DNA replication
Cellular component (GO): epsilon DNA polymerase complex
Molecular function (GO): DNA binding
Source: RefSeq, a predicted model, not a curated record